AGGAUGUUGGGUUUCUUUUUAUGACCCUACCCUCCACAUUUGUUUUUUCUUCCUAUCCGAGAAAGUCUUUGUAAGUUUCUGCUCUAUCACUAUGGCGCAUUUACUCGCGUGUAAACUGUGCAAGAGCCAGCGGAUCUUGGUAGGAGGCCAUUUGCCAGAAGCAGCGUUUUUACGAUCGUGGGGAAAUUUUGAGUGCCGGUUGGUGGAUGUGGUACUUUUAAGGAAAAAGGUGAAUCAUUGAGUGGUGUAUGAGUGACUUUGUUAUCUUGCUUGGAAUCACAUAAUACUUAUUCUUAAUUUCCGUACUAGGUUUGUGGGCAACUCCAGAAAGUGGAUUUUUGCGCUUUCAAUGCUCGGGCGAAGCAAAAACUGAAGAACCUGUUCCCAUCGCCGGCAGGAGCUUUUUUGAGCAAGGUGGAAAACGGUGAUUAUGAAGAUCAGACGUGGAAAUAUGGAUCGACGCUUCCCGAUCUCAGUGAGAGCCCUAAGGAGAAAAGAGCAAGGCACAAGGAACAAGUAUUUCAUAGUUAUCUAUAGUCUAGCACUCGAAAGCAAUUGUUUUCGAGACAGAUCAACUCAGAAUCUUUAUGCUCGGUUCUUGGUUUGAUCAUUAUUCUUUUAAUUCACAGGCAGAAGCCGACGCUAAUGACGUUGUACGAGAGCGCAAAGGGGCUACGGUGUCGAUGUUUCUAAACCGGGGCUCGACCACGAUUUCUGAUGGAGAAGAUAGGGAUCUGCAGCAGGCUCUAGCACUUUCUCGAGCAACAACAUCUGCCUUUGGUGGCGUUGUUGAUAAUUUCGUUCCUACACCUGGAGGAGCAUCAUCUACUCGCCCGCCAGUACCUCCACCAGAAUUGGACGACAACCGAGUGCUUGGCUUGAUAGAAGCGUCGUCUGAUGGAGAGGAGCCCGAUCUUGACGCUAGUGAUGCGGAGGUGUACGUUGCUAGAGAAGAUCAAAAACGGCUGUGGUUACUGGUGCGCACACCAGGACUACGCAUGCGUGAGCGGCAAUAUCAAUCGAAGGAGAUGCAAGUACUACAGGAGCUAAUCGAUAAGAAGGAUAAGAUUACUACCGGUCUCAUCAUGACGUCUCUUCAGAAGGCUGACGCUUGUUCUUUUAAAAUGAAGAAUCAUCACCCAACCGAUAGUGUAGCGCGAAAGUAUGUAAGUAGGAUCUUUGAAAGCUACCACGUAAGGCAUGCGGAUAACCCUAAAAUAACGAGAUUCAUUACAGCAAUUCCUAGACGUCGCCCUAAAUACCUAGGUAAUCAUAUGCAUAGAGUUCAGAGGUUUGAAAAUGUUUUGAGAACGUGGCACGAGUGGAAUUUAAGUAAAAAUAAAGCUUGUAAAUAUCUGGGUUUACCUAAAGGAUCUGAUCUACGUGGACUAGCUGACUUGGCUAACGUAGAUGAAGUGCCGGCUCGGCGCUUUUAUGCUGAGGUUGGUGGCUGGAGUACUCUGUUUACUGAGAGUAAACCAGACGCCUUUACAGCUGCUCGCGAAUCCGCUCAACACAGUGGCUCGAUUUUGAUGUGGUCUUUUUCUGACCCCAGCAUGCGAGUCAAAAAGCCGAUUGUUUGCUUGUCUCGUGAUUAUAUCAAUGGGCCAAGCAGCAAGGUUAAGCAGAGAAAGCGUAAUUGUAUGAAAGCUAUCAGUCAGUAUGGUGAAUGUACUUGGAAUGAGGAAGGUACUAGGAAUGGUUACAUAAGUAAGCAAGUUUUUUGGGCUCAGCUCCGUUCCAUCCUUAAGGAAAAAGUUACUCGUGAGUCGGUCCCUGGUGCUCGAAAGCGAGCACUUAUACUUCUCUUUGAUUCUUGUACUACACAUUCGUGGGACUCCCAGACGGAGCUAGAGUUCACGCGGGCUGGGAUUUUUUUCUGCCACAUAAAAGGUGGCUGUACGAUGUUAAUUCAACCAAUCGAUGUCUGCAGCAUCUCAUCUCGCGUGAGAUAUUUAGGUGAAAAAGUUGCUGCGGGUCGUGAUUGUACAACAUUUGAAAAUGAAGAAUUUUGGCGUCAGCUCGAAGAAAUUGAUCGCGCGACCUUUCAUAGUAUCGAGCAUUUUGAAAAGUGUGGUUUUGAGUUAGGUAGUCGUAGACCUCUUCGUAUUGGAUCCGAGCUUUAUGCGUUCUUAACAAGAACAAGAGAGCUCCAUCCGCAACAGUGUGCUGAUUUAGAUAGAAAAUAUUACAGGGAGUUGUUGACUUCUAGUGCUAACACGAUGGAAGAUGAACUCUCUGAGUAG
Amoebophrya sp. A25 is the source of this 2246-nucleotide messenger RNA. The record is from the annotation of a GenBank genome assembly. Lineage: Eukaryota; Dinophyceae; Syndiniales; Amoebophryaceae.